UUUCAAAACGAGGCUAAGUGCAAAACCUUUCUUGUGAAAAUGAGUUUCAUUUGCAUCAAUGGCUUUGUAAUUAGCCUGACUUUGAAACAGAGGCUUGAGGCAACUUUGAAGUGGCGUAUUAUUCUGUUGCUUAUUUCAACAGGAACAAACAGUGACGCCCAUGCGGGAUUGCGUGCUUGUAAAUGCCUGGAGGGAUAUUAUCGGACUCACAUGUUUGAACUGUGUCGAAAAUGCGAAGAUGGACUAAACUGCGAGAAUGGAUAUGCUACUUUGAAACCUGGCUAUUGGUGGAAAUGGAGAAAUAACAGCCUUAAAGACCGCUACCGAGUUUUCAUAGCCAAUCUCUUAUCAUCUUCGCCAUCAUUUGAUAAAGAGGACGUGCAAUAUGCGUAUCCUCUACCAACUCCACAUAAGUGUCCAGGAAGAAAGUCAUGCAAAGGUGGCAUGGAUUCCUCUUGCGAGGAUGGCUACAAAGGCCCCCUUUGCAGCGUGUGUUCAAAAGGAUACUUUAAACAAUUUCAACGAUGCAGGAAAUGCCCGACAAAGACGUGGAUUGUCGCCCAGAUGUUAAUAGUUGCUACAGUUAUUUUGAUCAUUAUUGCAGUUUGUGUUUGGACAAAUAAGAUGAAGAAUAAGAAAGGAGGGGAGAGCUCUUUAGCAGACUCUUUCUUGUCCAAAAUCAAGAUUGCAAUUGGAUUUUAUCAGGUGACGUAUGGUUUGCUUGAGGCCUUCUCAUACAUUGAAUGGCCAGAGUCUUUACGAGCAAUUGGCAAGUAUUCAAAAGUACUCCAGCUAAACAUACUUGAGAUGGCUCCAAUUAACUGCUUUUUCGAGAGUCUACAAGUUGAUGCUUUUGCCAGCUUACUUUCAAUAAUCGCAAUAAAUUCUGCCAUCAUUAUCUGUGCAGGCAUAUGUUACGGAAUAAGAAGAGCUGUUAUCUCAAGGAAAGAAGAUAUGGAUAUCGAGCAAAAGUUAAAGGAACUGUCACAAGCUAAAGAAACCACGUACAGAAAUCUUUUCUUUUUCCUGUACAUCACCUACCUUAGCACGUGUUCUAAGACAGUAACUGCUUUGCCCCUUGCAUGCCGGGAACUUUGUCAAGACGAAAACGAGGACUCUUGCACGAAGUACCUGAAAGCCGAUUAUAGCAUACAAUGUCAUGGGCCUUCGUUCAAUAAAUUGGUUAUCGUGUCGUAUUUCUCCUUAGUUUACGUUGUUACUCUUCCUUUCUCCACAUUUAUUGUUCUUUGGAGAAAGCGAACUGUAAUACUUGACGAAAAACCUAAUGGUCUAGACCCAAGAACUGAAAUGAUCAAGGGUUUGCAAUUCCUUUACGAAAAUUACACAGCUCGUUCAUGGUACUGGGAACUAAUAGAGACGUCUCGUAAAGUAGUCGUCACAUCUGGUUUGAUACUCGUGGGGCAGGAAAGCAGAUCAUAUAUUGGCUUAGCAUGGGUCAUUGCCGGUAUGUAUGGAGUGUUCUUUGCCUGGAAUCGUCCGAUACAAGACGCCUUUGAAAAUCGACUGAUGGGCGCAUCCAUUGCUGUUACAGUUUUCAAUUUGGGUGUUGGGGCCGUCAGUAAAAUUCCUGCAGAGAACUUACCUACAGCGGCCGACGUUUAUAUGGACAUGGUCGUAUUCAACAUAUUAGUUCUUGGAGCAAACACGCUGGUCAUCGGAUUACUGGCCUGUAAGAUGCUUCUUAUA
This is a messenger RNA of Porites evermanni, 1707 nucleotides long. NCBI's taxonomy places the organism in Eukaryota, Metazoa, Cnidaria, Anthozoa, Scleractinia, Poritidae. The record is from the annotation of a GenBank genome assembly.